Dictyostelium purpureum is the source of this 1413-nucleotide messenger RNA. RefSeq lists its product as uncharacterized. Gene Ontology annotation, biological process: peptidyl-threonine phosphorylation. The transcript has a single exon. Gene Ontology annotation, molecular function: protein serine/threonine kinase activity; ATP binding. NCBI's taxonomy places the organism in Eukaryota, Evosea, Eumycetozoa, Dictyosteliales, Dictyosteliaceae. Gene Ontology annotation, cellular component: cytoplasm. The record is from RefSeq and is a predicted model, not a curated record. The coding region runs from base 1 to 1413 and encodes 470 amino acids.
AUGGCUGGGAUCCAAUUUAUUUUAGACUGUACAGGUUCAAUGGGUCGAUAUAUUGAACAAAUUAAAAAAGAUAUUGUAAAUCUUCAUGAAAAUCUAAAAAUAAAAUAUUCUAAUCUUGAUAUGUCAUUUGGUUUUAUUAGAUAUACCGAUUUUGACCUUGGUGAUACAAGAACAUCAAUUUUACAAUUAACAAAAUCAACAAAAGAAUUUGUUGAUUUUUUAGAGUUAAUUAAAGCAGAAGGUGGUGGUGAUGGACCAGAAGAUGUUUUUGGUGGAAUGGAUUUAAUAAAAACAGUUCAAUGGAGACUAAAUAGUACCAGAGUAGUUAUCCAUAUUGCCGAUGCACCAUGUCAUGGUUCAGAAUACCAUGGUUUUAAAGAUAAUCAUCCAAAAGGGGAUCCAAAUGGAAUUUCUUUAGAUUCUUUAUUGGAACAAAUUAAUAAAUUAAAUUUAAACUAUUAUUUUGGCCAUGUUGAUUUGUCAAGUACAGGUAAAAUGAUUGAUAUUUUUGAUAAAAGAAUUAGAGAAAUUUCAGAGAAUCAAAGACAAAUAAGUUCAUUCGAUUCAAAAGAUACUUCAACUAUAAGUGAAAGAAUUUUUAAAUUGGUUGAAAGGUCAAUUUCAAUUGGAAAGUCAAAAUUAACUGCAAUGUAUUUAAAACAUGGUGAAGAUGAUAAAAUAAGAAAAUACACUAUUGUAAAAGAAGAACCCGAUUAUACAAAAUUAACAUUAGUUUCAAUGCUAGAAACUAAAGCUAAAUUUCCUUCUGAUAUUUUAGCUUGUUUAUCAAGUUCUUUUGAAAUGGCAAUUAAUGAAACAAUGGUUUCAAUCAAAAUGUCAGAUCACCCAUUUUCUGAGGGUGCCUCCCGUUUAGCUUAUUACGGAAUUGAUGAACUUGGGAGAAAAAUUGUUUUAAAACAAUCUAAAUACUCUGGAAUUAGGGAAAAUUCAAAAAAAAGAUAUUUUGAAUCAAUGGAAUGUCAAAUUGUUGCAUCAAAAUUUGCAUUGGAAUUUAAUUCAUUAAGAAAAUCUGAUGAUUUUAAAUUUGCUUUUGCAAAGGUUUUACAAGUUGGAAAUUCUGAAAACCCUGUAUAUCUUUCUGUAGAACCAUUUAUUGAAGGUACAUAUGAAAAAUUCAAUUGUAAUAAUGGUUAUACCAAAAGUGGUGAUGAAUUUUCAGAAAUUACUCAAACUUUUUCACACUGGACCCAUCAUAUUUCAAAAGGUAAUGCAAUUGUUGUUGAUAUCCAAGGAGUUAAAACUCACCAAAAAGAUGGAAAACCAAGUUUCCUUUUAACUGAUCCAGCUAUUCAUUCCCGAGAUCUAUUAAAAUUUGGUUCAACUAAUUUAGGUUCACCAGGCAUUUUUAAAUUAAAUUUUUGCAUUUUGGUAGAGUUUUUUCAUUGCAUUUGA